Molecule: messenger RNA, 1245 nt
Organism: Cynocephalus volans (Philippine flying lemur)
Lineage: Eukaryota; Metazoa; Chordata; Mammalia; Dermoptera; Cynocephalidae
Gene: PRSS35
Product: serine protease 35
Exons: 2
Coding region: 1-1245 (414 amino acids)
Biological process (GO): proteolysis
Molecular function (GO): serine-type endopeptidase activity
Source: RefSeq, a predicted model, not a curated record
AUGGAAAAUAUGCUAUUUUGGUUGAUAUUUUUCACCCCUGGGUGGACCCUCACUGUUGGAUCUACAGUGGAACAGGAUUUUAUGUGGCACUUGAGAAAAAUACCCCGGAUUGUCAGUGAAAGGACUUUCCAUCUCACCAGCCCCACAUUUGAGGCAGAUGCUAAGAUGUUAGUAAACAGAGUAUGUGGCAUUGAAUGCCAGAAAGAACUCCCGGCUCCCAGCCUUCCAGAACUGGAGGAUUCUCUUUCCUAUGAGACUGUCUUUGAGAACGGCACCCGAACCUUAACCAGGGUGAAAGUUCAAGAUUUGGUCCUUGAGCCGACUCAAAAUAUCACUACAAAAGGAGCACCAGUUAGGAGAAAGAGACAGGUGUAUGGUACGGACAGCAGAUUCAGCAUCUUGGACAAAAGGUUCCUAACCAAUUUCCCUUUCAGUACAGCCGUGAAGCUCUCCACGGGCUGCAGCGGCAUUCUCAUUUCCCCUAGACACGUUCUCACCGCUGCCCACUGUGUCCACGAUGGGAAGGACUACAUCAAAGGGAGUAAAAAGCUAAGGGUAGGAUUGUUGAAGAUGAGAAAUAAAGGCGGUGGCAAGAAACGUAGAGGUUCUAAGAGGAGCAGGAGACGAGCCAGUGGUGGUGGCCUAAGAGAGGGUAUAAAAGAGAAUCCACGGGAGAGGAGGACCAAGGGUGGAAGGAGAAGAAAAGAGUCCGGCCGGGCUCGGAGGGUCGCUGACGGGAGGCCCUCCUUCCGGUGGACCCGGGUCAAGAGUACCCACAUUCCGAAAGGCUGGGCACGAGGAGAGAGUGCAGACGCGGUCCUGGACUAUGACUAUGCUCUUCUGGAGAUGAAGCGUGCCCACAACAAGAGAUACAUGGAGCUGGGAAUCAGUCCAGCCAUCAAGAAGAUGCCCGGCGGGAUGAUCCACUUCUCGGGAUUUGAUAACGACAGGGCCGAUCAGCUGGUCUACCGGUUUUGUAGUGUGUCCGAUGAAUCCAGUGAUCUCCUGUAUCAAUACUGCGAUGCUGAGUCGGGCUCCACGGGUUCCGGAGUCUAUCUGCGUCUGAAAGAGCCAGACAAAAAGAACUGGAAGCGCAAAAUCAUCGCGGUCUACUCAGGCCACCAGUGGGUGGAUGUUCACGGUGUUGAGAAAGACUACAACGUCGCCGUGCGCAUCACUCCGCUCAAGUACGCCCAGAUCUGCCUCUGGAUUCACGGAAAUGAUGCCGGCUGUGCUUACGGCUAG